Molecule: messenger RNA, 3818 nt
Organism: Xiphophorus couchianus (Monterrey platyfish)
Lineage: Eukaryota; Metazoa; Chordata; Actinopteri; Cyprinodontiformes; Poeciliidae
Exons: 11
Coding region: 177-1574 (465 amino acids)
Source: RefSeq, a predicted model, not a curated record
UGACACGCACACACUCUCCCCGUUUCUCACAUACGGAGGAGAGAAGGACACAGAGGGAGACAAGAGUGGAGAGACACGGAGCAGAGGGGAAAGCGCACGGAGAGAUCAGCGGAGAAAUGCCCGCUGGACGGAUGGAUUUUAUUCUCCCUGAGCUGUACGAGCCUUUGUAAGACAACAUGGGCUGCAUUGGAUCCCGGACGAUCACAGCAGACGCGGUGCCGGUACGGAAAGAUGGGGAUCAGCAUGGCCGUACCGAGUUUUCCUGGGAAGGAAUCAAUUUGUCUAUGGAGGAUACUACUUCUAUUCUGCCUCGACUCAAGAGGAAGUCCGCCGACGCCUACGGGAUUGGUGCCCUGGCUAAGUCCUCUCUGACAGGUGUGUCAGGUGUGACACGGUCAAUGAAGGACAAAGUGACCAAGCCCACUGCCAUGGCCCAGGGUCGGGUUGCCCACAUGAUCGAGUGGCAGAGCUGGGGCAAACCGUCGGCGGGGCCGUGCGGGGUCACAGGGCGUGCCAACCUGCAGCGGGAAAAGGAGAGGAGGAUGGAAAACGAUGCUUACAGCGACCUCAGUGAUGGCGAGAAGGAGGCUCGCUUUGCAGCAGGUAUUAUGCAGCAGUUUGCAAUCUCUGAGGCGACUCUGUUUGGCUGGAACUCGAUGGAUGGAGACAGCAUGGGAGCUGGCUCGAACCAGGGCAGCGUCGCUCACCUGAGCGAGGUCAACCAGGAGAGUAUUACCAGCAGAGACCAGGUGCUCCAUCACUCCUCUGCAGAUGUCUGGCCUCACACCUACGUCUCACAGGGCCUGUACUGCCUGUCUUCCUCUGAUGCUUGGGACCCAAUCACCAGCCAGCCCUCAGGCGUGGUUUCACCUGCCGCAGGCUCCUACAUCAUGGCUGCCGGUGGUGGUAGUGGAGCAGGAGGUACCCCUGGAGAUGGGUAUGGGGGCACGGUUGGCAGUUACCUUCAGCAGCACCAGGCUCAACUUUCACUGCAGCAACAAAGUCAACUUCAGCAUCUACAACAGCUUCAUCACUACCAGCAGCAACAGUUCCUGCAGUACCAACAACAACAGUCUUUGGAGCACAGGCUACACAGUGGUUCCCCUUCCCUCCAAGCCACUCCUAACAGCACCAUCCACAGCCUCGGUCCUCCCACUCACCCCCGGCUAGCGGACCUGUGGGGGGCUGCACAGGUAGAGGCCCAUCAGGUGGAGAUCGUUGGUCAGCUGAGUGGACAGAUGCUUGACAUGGUUGGAGGGGUUGUAGAGACGGUCGGGGAGGAACCAGAACCUGAAUCUGAAGGGUUCCUGGAGCAACAUGAAGAGGAAGAAGAACUGACAAGGGUAGAGGAGAUAACGCUGACCUUAGAGCCAGAGCCAUGCUCUUUAACACCAUCCCCGCUGAGGGAGGAAGCCCCAACGACAAGAGGUUCAAGCCCAGGAACACCAGCGCAGCCUGCAGAGCCCAUUCCAGAGAGGAUACCUUUCGAUGUCACCCCUUGCGUCGUCCAAUCGCUCGAAGAGAAAGACGAGGAAGUGGAGGAGGGCUCCAUUGUCGUCGUUGCAACAAACUGAGUCACACGGCCACAAAAAGACUAAGACUUCAAUAAUUAAUCAAGCUACUACCCCAUCUCUUCCUUCCUUCUCCCAAAUAUUUACCUUUCUAAACCUGAGUAAACGCUACUUCAGCUGGAAAUGUUGGAUGUAAUGUAUACAAACUAGAUGCCAUCAACCCCCAGCCUCCCAAGUUUAGCAUCAAAAAAGUGGACCUUAACAAGACUAUGAACAAGUAAUAUUAAAGGUCGGGAGGGACAAGAAAUCUUACACUGCUGGAACACAAGAACUGAAGAUAUAAUGAAUUACUAAUGUUUGGACCAACCGGACUGACGAGCCAGGACAGAAAACCAAAUAGGGGAUAAAAGGAUGGAUGCAAAACUCCCCAAAACAGAGAGACAAAACUGAGAGAUGGAUAAAAGGGCAAAUAAAAAUAAAAAAAAACCAAACAUCUGUGCAAUACAAUAAUUAUGGAUACAAAAAUGGGUUGUUAAAUAAUUCAGAGUGCUUGGUUCCUGUUUCUUGGAGCAACAGAAGUCUCAGAGAGACUGUUGGAGAGCUGUUUGGUUUGCUAAUUGAUGCAUUUGGGUUGGACUGCAUUCCUGCUUAAUGCAAAGUGGAGACUCAAACCUCAGAGCAAUUUGGGGCGUGCACUUUGAGUUAUUUGCAAACACACCAUCUGACCACAACCAAAAAAUGCAUGCUUUUUAACAGUGACCUAGCCCUAACAGUAUAACGCAGUAUAAAAGUAAUAAUAUAACAAAUUGUUUUUUUACAAUAAAAGGGAAAAAAAACAAUAAACUGAUAUGUAUCUGUAUGAAUGUAAGACUGUAUGUAUGUGUGUAUGAAUGUAGCUGCUUUGUGUGUAAAAUAUAUAUUCUGGGAAACAAACUCAUAUCAGCGCUGGUUAUUUUAAGCAUUUCAAUGUAUUUUAGAUUUAUAUAAUCUAAUAUUUCAGUUAGGUUAUAUGGUAUCUAAGCUUCAGAGUAAAGCGGUAAUAACAGCUUCAUAUCAGACUAAGGAAAAACAACAGGGAUUUGUUUGUAUCAGUAAAGUAUUUCUUAACAGCCAACUACUUUUACUAUAAAAUAAUCGCACACUGAAAAGUGACAAAAUUUUAAUAGUAAUGCUAGUGCUGAAUAUUAUGAUGUAAAUAUUGAUCACAACCUUUCUCUGGACUGGUUACUUUCAUUAUGACAUCCUCUCCAUUCCUUUGGGGCAUAGCAUCUUGGCUACUAAAAGUGCACACAUGUGUCAUAUUCACAUUGCAAGGAUAACUGCAAUAUGAUAAACUGCAACUCUAAAAUCUAUCAAACCUUAUAGUAUUCAGUAGUGAUACUGUAAACAAAAGGAUCAUUUAUUUUCUGACCAAUUACAUAUUUUACCAUCUUCACCAAUCAUCUCUGUUUGUAGAGAUAAUGCAAAAUCUAUGUUUUUUUUUUUGGUUUUGUCUGCUUUCUGAUUAAUUUCUGAGGAGUAAAAUUAAUAAUAAAGCAGAUCCAUAUUAGCGCCACAGAAAAAAUCUGAAACUGUCCCACUCAGCACAUUUGCCUCAUUUAUUAACCUAAAUAUUUUCUUGCUUUGUGAAAGCAGUAAAAUCCUUGUCUGGUUGAUAAUUUUGAAUGCUUUAGCUUUGCAAAAUCCAUAUAGGUUCAGGCUAGAAUAUUUACUUAAAAAUGGUUCCUGGAUUUCUUUACAUAUGACAGAAUUUACUUUAAAAGUAUGGAUCCAUGAACUUUAACAUAUAGUGAAGAAAAAGCCAGAGCAACAUGUGGCUUUCAUUUUAUCCUUACUCUCCAGUGAUCAAGACCUUGAAGCCCCUAAUUGCUCUUAUAAUCAUCCACCGUCUUCUUGUCCUCAUGUUUCUCUGAGAUCUUAUCCUGUGAGCUGCUCUAAAGCUCAAAUACAGAAGUGACACUUAGAUAAUGAUAUGGAAAUAGGGAAUAUAAAAUGGUAAAAUUCACCAACUCAUUUCCAAUAAAGUGAAAAAUAAAAAGACUUGUAAUAAGGAGAGAUCUGGUAUGUGGCACUUAUAGUGACUCAGUCAUAAAUUGAAGAGCCUAGACAACCAUUAGAAGCGUCCACAGAAAGAAAUAUAUAUUUUAAAAUGUCAUUAAAAAGGCCACUUAAUGAAUAUGGGAGGAAAUCCAUUAAUUCACAUUGUGCUUAUAUAAUUUUACUUUAGACUUUGUGGGGAUUAUGGUGAUGCAGUAACUUGUCUAACAUUUAUUUUUGUUUUUCUGCAAUAAACAUUUUGAACUUGAA